Molecule: messenger RNA, 1068 nt
Organism: Fonsecaea erecta
Lineage: Eukaryota; Fungi; Ascomycota; Eurotiomycetes; Chaetothyriales; Herpotrichiellaceae
Exons: 2
Coding region: 1-1068 (355 amino acids)
Source: RefSeq, a predicted model, not a curated record
AUGCCUGCUAUCUCCACGUACGCGUUUCUGCCACUCACCGCCUUCGCUGCGCAUAUCGGCGCGUCGCCGCCGAUCCUCGCAAUUGCCAACACCUCCGCAACAAACCCCCCUUCCCGGCUACGCACUAUACCCACUGUGGAAGGCCCGACCACAAAGCCUGCGGACGAGGUCGCUCAUUUGACCUUCUAUCCGGCCUACGCCUUCAAAGCCUCUGCCACCUGGUCGAAAUGGGUGAAACUGACCUGUCUGGACAUCCAUACCGUGUUGGAGCGUCAUGAGAAGUAUUCUCAAAUCACCACCUCCCGAGCCUUCGGAGGGAACGACCCCCACGCACGACAGAGUGGCCCGCCUUUGCUGCUCUUCUACCUCAACCAUCCCAUCCAAUUUGUUCAGGUGAUUGGCGUGGUGGUCUCAUUGGAGGACUACUUCGAGAAGUACUGGCUCUUCAAAAUCGACGAUAGCAGCGGCGCGAUCAUUGACGUAACAUGUCCCAAGCCAGAGAAGAAGCAAGCCGAGCUGUGUGCCGGGCCAAAAGACCCAGCAACUAGACGGGUCGGGGUCCCAGAGUCCAAGUCCAAGCCUCACUCCGGCUCUAGAGAAGAUGGAGAAGCCACCGAAGACGAACAGCUUCAACAUACCCUCUCCUUGCUCGAUAUUGGCACCACAGUCCAGGCCAAAGGUACUCUCACGACAUUCCGUUCAACGCGCCAACUUUCCCUUCUGCGCCUGAACAUCCUCCCCACCACAAGCCACGAAAUGGCACUGAUCGCGUCGCGCACACAAUUCCUCUCUUCAACCCUUUCAAGGCCUUGGUUGUUGACACGGGAGGAGCAGAGGAAAUUGCGCGACGACGCACAGCACGAGAGGGACGACGACAUUGAGCGGGCGAAGAAGAGGAAGACACGGGAGGUAAAGAGAAAGGAGAGGGAGGAAAGACAUAGGCACAUCAUUGAGAAGGAGUACGAGAGGGAAGAGAUGCAGAGAAAGGCGGAGGGAGAGGAGGCCCGAAAAUGGGGAGAAGUACUACUGAAAGGGGCUGAAAGGAAGAGGAUGAAGCCUUCCGAUUGA